AUGAGCCCUUCAGGAGCGUCAAAACAUUUAAAGCAAGACCGAAAGGAAAACGCCACCGCGCUCAGAAUGAAGACUUGAAUCUCGAGAGAAUUUUAUUUUUGUUUGUUUGUGUUUUUCAUGUAAGGACUAUUUGAGGCAUCUGCAAGGUAUUAAAAAAACAGGAAAGAAAAGAAAGUGCCGUCCGGCGUCGCUCUCCGUGUGUGUCAGCGCGCUGAGGUAUCCUGGAUGAGCGCAAAGUGUCAGCUUCAGCACCCGAGGAGAGGACAGCUCCGCUCUGUCUGCUCCUUUUUGGACCUCCAGUCCAAAAACUCUCCUUCGGCUUCUGAUGUCCACACUUGGAGUUUGACACUGUGCGCCCCAUACAAGCCGGGAAGAAGUGUAAAAGGAAGAUCCAGUGACGGAGAGAGCCGCGACCGACUGUGUGCUCAAUAUGUACCAGGGGCAUUUACAGAGGGACCCAGCUAUUGUUUGCGGCUUCUCUCUGAAGCCAAGAGGAAAACAUGAAAGAGGGGAAAGACUCUAGGGCUGCAGAUAAGACUGUUGCCAUGGUCCUGAAGGAGAUACCAAGUAAGGCGUCAUCAGAAGGGAAGCCCCUCCUCACAGUGACUACCAAGCUGGUGAGUGAGCAACAAGAGAGCCGCCCGCUUCUAAGCCCUUCUAUCGACGAUUUCCUCUGCGAGACCAAGUGCGAUGGGGUUUCCCGCCCAGUUACUUCCAACACAGCCGUUCUCUCUUCAACUCUGGACCUGCUAGAUCUCAGCGAACCUGGAGAGAGGAGAAACAGCAGGGACAGAAAGAGUGCCCUGUUAUCCCAGGGAGACAGCCAGAAGAACACCUCACACAGGAAAAAGACAGAUGAGACGGAGCUGAUCCAGGUGGAAGUUGAACAUACGGGACCAAGCAUGCGAACCCCAGAGAGGGCAUCACUGGACUCAGUUACAAUUGGCUCACUGGAUAAAUGGGAAGAAUUGAAUCCCAACCCUGAAAGAAAUGGCAACAGAAAAUGGAAGCUGGAGAGACGACGUUCUUCUAAAAAUUCAUCUAAUGAGUUUCUGUGGUCCAUAGAUUGUAAAACACAGAUAGACUCUUCAAAUAAGAAUACCCUGGAAGCAAAUACCAAACUGGAACCAGAGUCUGCACUGGCAUCACAACUCAACAGGCAGUAUAUUAGUGGAAGACAUGCUCGCUUAACGAAGGAGCAGCGGUGGGGGAGCGCGCUCCUGUCCAGACAUCAGUCCCUGGAGGAGGAGUUUGAGCGGGCCAAGGCUGCUGUUGAGUCAGAUACCGAGUUCUGGGAUAAGAUGCAGGCAGAGUGGGAAGAGCUGGCUCGGCGAAACUGGCUGACGGAAAACGAGCAGGCACAGAUUCCCUCCACCGUGUCUCCGUACGAGAAGGGUUACUACUUCCACACAGAUAAUCCUUAUAAGGACUUGCCUAAUGCAUUCGAAGAGGGACUGAAGAAAUCCCGAGAGGGAGACUUGCCAAACGCUGUGCUUUUGCUUGAAGCAGCUGUCCUACAGGACCCUCACGAUUCAGAGGCCUGGCAAGUCCUGGGGACCACCCAGGCUGAAAAUGAGAACGAGCAGGCAGCGAUUGUCUCCCUCCAGAGGUGUUUGGAGCUCCACCCAAACAACCUUAUAGCCCUCUUGGCUCUGGCAGUGAGCCUGACCAACACUGGUAUGCGCCAUGAUGCCUGUGAGGCCCUCCUCCGCUGGCUGAGACACAAUCCCAAGUACAAGCAUCUUGUCAAAGGCAAGACUCAUCUAACGGGAUCUCCAAACUCCCAGCGCAGGAUGUCUCAUGCUCCCAACUUGGGCAGACAUGAAAGCUCCCUGCUACCAGAGGUCAAGGAGCUCUUCCUGGAAGCAGUUCAGCAGAACUCUGACAGCAUUGACCCAGAUUUGCAGACGGGCCUCGGGGUGCUUUACAACCUCAGCGGAGAGUUUAACAAAGCCGUGGAGGCCUUCAACACGGCUUUGUCAGUGCGGCCUGAGGACUACUUGUUGUGGAACCGCCUCGGGGCCACGCUGGCGAAUGGAGAUCGAAGCGAGGAGGCGGUGGAGGCUUACACAAGAGCCCUGGAGCUGCAGCCGGGGUUUAUCCGGUCCCGCUACAACCUGGGCAUCAGCUGUAUUAACCUGGGGGCACACAGAGAGGCGGCCAGCAACUUCCUGACUGCCUUAAGCCUUCAGAGGAAAAGUCGGAGUCGCCAGCAGUCCCACCAGGUGAUGUCUGGAAACAUCUGGGCGGCUUUGAGGAUAGCUUUAUCCAUGAUGGACCAGCCUGAACUCUUCCAGGCUGCAAAUAUCGGCGACUUGGAUCUUCUCAUGCGGGCCUUCAACUUAGACAUUUGAGGACCAGGAGGCAGCGAUGCUAACAUCUGCCCCCUCUUCACUUACUAUCUGAUUUCUACCCAACAGCCAAAAGUCCAAAGUGCACACAUCAGAAUGGACUGAUGGACGUUAGAGACAACAGUGUAUUUUUAUGCACGUCCAAAUUAACUACAGUCGUUAAAGCUAUUAUAUUUUUCGCCCAAGUACCUCGGAGCAGUUCUGGGGACAGGUUCUUCCAAGGGUUUGAAGGGACUGCUCUGUGUUGGAUUUGCACUGUAAUUUGUGAUUUCCCUGAAGAGCACAAGGACGGGCAAAGAUUGUACGAGCAAUGCCUUAGAGAACACAUCAAUUAAAAACUGACUCAUCCAGCGGAACAGAGCCGAGCCAGCAGAGACGGACGGUUGUACGAGCCUGAUAGAGCAGACCUCACAGGCCGUUUUCAAAGAAAAGAGAGGAAAAAACGUUUGACUCCCGAUUUCUCUCCUGAAGGAUGGAUGUAGUGAGCAAAUGACAAAAGACUGCAGCGUAUAACCUGGAGCUCCAGACUCUGUUCCUGGCUUAUUUUCAUCCUCUUUCAAUGGGAAAAUAAUGAUACUGCAUGAAUAAGCAUUUUCAUAAAUGGAUUCUUGUUUCAAAUUAACAUACUUUUAGAAGUUUUCCCUUUGCACUUCAGAUAAACAUAUAACUUCCUCAGUCGGAGUGGAAUGUGCAAGCCAGGUCUGUAAAGCCUUACUCAAAAGCAUGCGACCAACAAUAUUUAUUUAUACUAUUUUUAUGAAAACAGAAAAAACCCACACUAAGCCAUUUUCAGACUAGUUUCAUUUUCUUUAAAUAACUGCUGUCUUUUGAACUUGAAAGCUUUCUGAGCCACUGAUUUUUGUUUCGCUAGGUUUUUCUCUCUCUUUUUUGGCUCCUAGCUCCUCUUUGUUCCCUUUAAGCUGACUGCAGACACACAGAGAAAAGCUGGGCAACAGCAAUCUAUAAAACCUUCAUUAGUCUUUUCAAACUUUAGCAUAUGAAAAAGUUAUUCUUAACAAGUCUAAAAAUAUCUCUUUUUAUCUUCUUCUGCUAGUUCUGGGAUGGCUUCAGAGUUCCUAAUGACUACUGUACACAUUAUACAGUCCUUUUUUAUUUUUGCUGACCUGACUCGGUUUGUUUUCUGUUGUCAGUAUCUGUUAACGCCGUCACUGGUGUCUUUGCUGCUCCUCCAAAGACAGCAAGGCUCAUGCAUUUAAUAGUCAUAAUGCAUGAUUUAAAUAUUUACGUAAGCUUGGGCAGAAUGCUGCACAUGUAUGAUGAACGCUGUUCGUUUCACCACACACUUCAAAUCACAUCAGGUUGAUGUUCAAACUCGAGAUGGUUAUGCAUCUGCAGAAAACAUGAUUGUGUAAAUGCAGUGAUUCUCCUGCUGCAGGAAGAAAGCUUUUCCUUAGACAUACUUUUUAGCUGACAGCUUCACUUGCAUCACUGCUGCUAGUUUGAAAGUCACUCUCUGAAGUGAAUACCAUGUACCUCGCUGUGCAACAGAGUAAAUGAUAGAUAAUCUUCUGUACUGCAUAGCUCAGCACAUUCGGGUGUUUAUCAGGCGUGUCCACGGUCUGAGGGUGCUGCAGAAAGUGGUUUUUAUUGUAGCUCCUAUGCAAAAGGUCAUGUUUUAUGUUGCCAUUCUGAAUUGUUGCUGGUCCCCGUCUGCCUCGGCGGACCGAAAGGAAGCGUCGUUUCGGUGUUUGGAAAGAACGCUAUCAGGCAGAACCAGAGACCAGUGCGAGAGCCAUUCAUCUUCCAAACUGUACAGCCGGGGUGUCACGGUCUGUACAAGAAGAAGUGUUUCAUCAGGAAGUUGCCAGAAUGAAAACAAGUGUUCUCCCAGGGAGAAAAGUGGUCAGAGGCUCUGACUAAAAGAAAGACUGAUAGACACAUAGAGUGCAGCCUUCUGCUUUUAGAACCAGGGUGCACGGACAUGGCGUCUUUGACCUUAGUUGCAUCCAUCAAAUUCACCGCCAUGCAUUGAGCUUUAUCAAGCUCCAUACAUCUGUCAUUGUUGUCACACUAGCUGCAUUAAUAUAUUCGAGUCUGUGGCACUGAUGAAAAAAGAUCAGCUGCUCUACUUGCCAGAUACUUAAAAAAAUGUUGGCACAGACUCUAUUUAUCACACAACCAGGAUAAAUAGAUCAAACACUAGACGAGGAGUCCGUGAUACACAGCACAUAUGUGCAUGCCUCUAACAGUCGGCCUCAGAGGGAAGCUAACAGCGACUGUGCAAAGGCAAUGAGGCCAAAGCAGGGGUGCAUGCACAAAUGUAUUCACUGUGGGAGACUGGACGAUGAUAAAAGGCAUCCUUCACUGGAACAAAUCAGGUUUACAUCCAGGAGUUCAUGUUUGAUUUCUGUUUGAUUAGCAUUAAAUUACUGUGGAAGUCAAAUUUAAGCAUGCUUGUAGCUCCAUACAUGCCAGCGUGGGUCUGUCUGCCAGUUUGGCCCAGACUGAAAGGGGUGGCGUGGAAUUUGCUUCCAGCACGUCUCCCAAAAACAAAAGUGUCACUCGGCCGGCAGAAUGGGUUUAGACCAAAUAACUGCAAAGUUUGCGACGGCGCCAUGAACCUGCAUGGAGCUACUUUUAGAGCCAUUUGGCUGUUAGCGUUUUAAUAUAAUAAAGCUUGUGGUUAAAUUCAAUAUGGAAGCUCUGCAAUCCCUCACCUGCCUGCUUUCUUGGGUGUUCAGCCGUUGUUCUGUUCUUUAGAUCACUGCCACACUUUCACACCCUGUCAGUCGUAAUACUCUCGUCCAAUCACCUUCUUGCCUGCCUUCUUUGAGCCAAUUAGCUUCCACUCUGGUUUAAAUCUGUGCUCUUCAUCAUUCUCCCUUUCAGACUGUCAUUUGCACAACCCACCUCGUCCCCAUCUCCAUUUUCAUGUUCACCACCACCAACAGCGUCUAGACUCCAGGGGGUCCUGUCCUAAAUCCUAUUACUGCUGGGAUAGGUAAGAUGGGUCACCAGAGUCUGAUCGCCAAAUACAUUCAUUUCUUUGUCUCAACAAAUCAUGUUCAGUUCUUGAUCUCUCCUUAUUGAACACAGGAGAUAUUAUCAGUAUGUUAGCAUUGUCAGAGUGAGUGCUGCAUUUGCUCAAAGCUCCACUUUUAGGCUCACAGAGCAGCUAGCGUGGCAGUCCAGUGCGCGACGAUCCCCCUUCAGUUUUCUUUGCUAAAGCAUUAACCCAACCCUGUAGUAGGUCCCUAUCAGCGAGUGGUUCUGCAGGCCAGGAGCUGUUCCACAUUUUUACCUGACAUGCCUGUCCCCCCAGGUGCCCACAGGUGUUUUACAAAAUCAACUCUAGUUGUCUUAUGAGGUCGCAGGCCCUCGCUCUUUUCCAUUUCAUUACAGGUUACCACAGGUUCAUGUUUUUUAAAGAAAUCUUACAUUGCUGGGCCACAACCUUCUUCUGCCGUCCACAUCAUUCCAUAGUGCAUUGAGAUAGGAUGCAGUUUUCUUUAUUUUGCUGAACCUACUACUGUACCUUCUCAGGUGAACUGACCUAGCCUAACGCAUGCACCUGUGCAACAAACUGAGGCUGUUUGCAUGUUAGAUCCUUUACAUUUCUACUUUUUUAAUGACGUUUUCAUUCGUAUGCAUGACAUACAUGGAAGUGCUUUCUCUUUCGACCCCAAGAAAAGUAAAUAUAUCAUGAGGUUUCCUUGCAAUAUUGCUAUAAUGCACUUUUAAGUUCGCAAACUUUGACAAAACAUGAUGUAUAUAAACAGUAUGUAUUCUACACAAGAUGCUUUUUCUUGCAUGGAAUGAUCAAGUGUGAGAGGCUCAAAAUAACGAGUCUAAGGCACAGCACACUCCAAACAUACUUCAGCUUGAAUACUGGCUAAUCAACUGGAUAAUCAUAGUUAUGCACAAAUGUUAUAUUUAUUACUUCUACAAAUUACAAACACGUUUGUAACCACUGCAAUGACCCCAACCUAUAAAGCUGUCUAGCUGUUAUUGCACAACUCUUUAGUGCUGAAAAGUUUUUAUGUAGACUUUCACAACCUGCUGUGACCCUUUAACGGCUGUUUUUUAUAAGGUUUUAAUGUUUGCAAGAAUCACUGCUUCAUUAGUUCUGUUUACACUUAAGAAAGAGGGAGAGUAAAAGUGGACAAUCAUAAAACAGUUCAAAUGUUAAAUUCACAGCUUUUACACAGACUUGCUCACCGUGUCUUCUAUUGUGGAGACCUAAAGUUUUAUGGAUUGAAAACAGACCAAAUACAAUCGUACAUGCUCACUGACUGCUUUGUUAGGUACACCUGUUCAGCUGCAUAGAUGCAGAUCGUGUGGCAGUCACGCAGUGCAGAUGUGAUUCUGAAUGUGGUUGUUGGUACCAGAAGGACUACUGUGACUACUUCAGAGACUGUUGACUUCUGGAUCUCUACAGUUUACACAGAGUAGUCUGAAACCAGGAGCAGCAGAUGUAGAAGAGCAUCUGUGAACAUGUAACCACUGCUGUCAGCUAAGAACAGGAAACGGAUCACACGGACCAUCAAAACUGAAGAUUCGAAACACGUCUGGUCUGAUGCGUCAUGAUUUCUCCUGUGACAUUUGGAUGGCCCGGUCAGAAUUUGGCAUAAGCAUGAAAACAUGGCUGCCUGUGUCAGUGGGUCAGAUUGGUAGUGGUGUAAUUUUGGUCCCCUCGGUAUAAAAAUGAGCAUCAUUUAAACACCGCAGCCUACCUGAUAAUGACCACGCUGACAAAUUUUUCCAUUCAGCUUCUUGGAUAAAAUAAGAUUUAAUUAUAUAUUGAAUUAAAAAUGUGUGCAGGGGUACUAGCAAGGUGUACCCAAUGAACUGUCCAGUUAACGAUGAGGCGUUAAUUUGUGAAGGCAAUCACAUCUUUGGCUCCGGCAUGUUUCUAUUAACUGAAAAAACCAAUAAAUACCCAGACACACAAAUAAUUCUUCAUUCUAAUGAAACAAUGAUACUGAAAUAAAAAGGUCAAAAUAGAAUUUAAAAAAAAAAAGACUCCAAAGCAGGCACAUUAUUCUUCAUUUCACUGGAAUAACUUUCUUUUUGUGUAUCAAUAAGACACUUUUUAUUUGGCUUUGUCCACUUUUAUUAUCUCUAAAAGAUUUGUGCUUUUAAAAUGUGGGAACUGGUGCUUAGGGUACAGAAAAUCCAUAAAGCAUUUAUAAAGUGAUGGCUUCAUUGGUUGGGCUCAUUAAGCCUGCUGUUGCAUAUGUGCUUCCUCCACUGCUUCGGUUCAGAACGUGCACUUUGUUCUCAUUUAUUUGCGUCACAUGUAUAUGAAUAAUAUAUUUUGAUGGAUGAAAUUAGAAAUAAUGUAAUUUGUAUACAGCCACUCGUUUAUUGAAACACCUACUAUAAUGCAUAUUACUCUCCCUGUAUAAUCACGAGGACAGCAUUAGCACCUUU
Messenger RNA from Pelmatolapia mariae (spotted tilapia), 7745 nucleotides. RefSeq names its product peroxisomal biogenesis factor 5-like a (gene pex5la). Gene Ontology annotation, molecular function: protein binding. The coding region runs from base 501 to 2354 and encodes 617 amino acids. The transcript is spliced from 16 exons. Gene Ontology annotation, biological process: protein import into peroxisome matrix, docking. The record is from RefSeq and is a predicted model, not a curated record. NCBI's taxonomy places the organism in Eukaryota, Metazoa, Chordata, Actinopteri, Cichliformes, Cichlidae. Gene Ontology annotation, cellular component: peroxisomal membrane; cytosol.